This is a messenger RNA of Cynocephalus volans (Philippine flying lemur), 4591 nucleotides long. It is a transcript of the gene KIF7, whose product is annotated as kinesin family member 7. Gene Ontology annotation, molecular function: microtubule motor activity; ATP binding; microtubule binding. Lineage: Eukaryota; Metazoa; Chordata; Mammalia; Dermoptera; Cynocephalidae. Gene Ontology annotation, cellular component: microtubule associated complex. Gene Ontology annotation, biological process: mitotic spindle organization; spindle elongation; microtubule-based movement. The transcript has 19 exons. Bases 98 to 4123 code for a protein of 1341 amino acids. The record is from RefSeq and is a predicted model, not a curated record.
CGGCAUCGGAACGCGCCGCGCUGGGGCUCGGAUCCUGACUGCGGGGCCCGGGUCUGCACUCGCCCCCAAGCAGGGCCCGGAGCAGCCCUCUUUCAACAUGGGGCUGGAGGCCCAGAGGCUGCCAGGUGCUGAGGAGGCCCCAGUGAGGGUGGCCCUGAGAGUCCGUCCACUGCUGCCCAAGGAGCUGCUGCAUGGGCAUCAGAGCUGCCUGCAAGUGGAGCCAGGGCAGGGCUGUGUCACUCUGGGCCACAACCGUCACUUUGGCUUCCAUGUUGUAUUGGCCGAAGACACCGGGCAGGAGGCUGUGUACCAGGCCUGCGUGCAGCCCCUCCUCGAGGCUUUCUUUGAGGGCUUCAAUGCCACCGUCUUUGCCUACGGUCAGACGGGCUCCGGGAAGACAUACACCAUGGGGGAGGCCAGUGUAGCCUCCCUCCAUGAGGAUGAGCAAGGCAUCAUCCCGAGGGCCAUGGCCGAGGCCUUCAAGCUUAUCGAUGAGAACGACCUACUUGACUGUCUGGUGCACGUAUCCUACCUGGAAGUGUACAAGGAGGAGUUCCGAGACCUGCUGGAGGUGGGCACCGCCAGCCGUGACAUCCAGCUUCGGGAAGAUGAUCGUGGGAAUGUUGUGCUGUGUGGGGUCAAGGAGGUGGACGUGGAGGGCCUGGACGAGGUGCUGAGCCUCCUGGAGAUGGGCAACGCGGCGCGGCACACGGGCGCCACGCAUCUCAACCGCCUCUCCAGCCGCUCGCACACGGUCUUCACCGUGACCCUGGAGCAGCGGGGGCGUGCCCCCAGCCGCCUGCCGCGACCCUCCCUGGGCCAGCUGCUUGUCUCCAAGUUCCACUUCGUGGACCUGGCGGGCUCAGAGAGGGUGCUCAAGACUGGCAGCACAGGCGAGCGGCUCAAGGAGAGCAUCCAGAUCAACAGCAGCCUCCUGGCGCUGGGCAACGUCAUCAGCGCCCUGGGGGACCCCCAGCGCCGAGGCAGCCACAUCCCCUACCGCGACUCCAAGAUCACCCGGAUCCUCAAAGAUUCGCUGGGCGGGAACGCCAAGACCGUGAUGAUCGCCUGCGUCAGCCCCUCCUCCGCUGACUUCGAUGAAACCCUCAACACCCUUAACUACGCCAGCCGCGCCCAGAACAUCUGCAACCGCGCCACGGUCAACUGGAGGCCCGAGGCCGAGCGGGCCCCCGAGGAGACGACGGCCGGCGCGCGGGGGCCGCCGCGGCACCGCUCCGAGACGCGCAUCAUCCACCGCGGCCGGCGCGCCCCGGGCCCCGCCGCGUCCUCGGCUGCCGCCGCCGCCCGCCUGGGCGCCGAGUGCGCGCGCUACCGGGCCCGCACCGACGCCGCCUACAGCCUCCUGCGCGAGCUGCAGGCCGAGCCCGGGCUGCCCGGCGCCGCCGUCCGCAAGGUGCGCGAGUGGCUGUGCGCGGUCGAGAGCGAACGCAGCGCCCUGAGCUCCGCCUCCGGGCCCGACAGCGGCAUCGAGAGCGCCUCCGCCGAGGACCACGCGGCGCAGGGGCCCGGCGGGCGGAAGGAAGAUGAGGGGGCGCAGCAGCUGCUGACCCUGCAGAGUCAGGUGGCGCGGCUGGAGGAGGAGAACCGAGACUUUCUGGCUGCGCUGGAGGACGCCAUGGAGCAGUACAAACUGCAGAGUGACCGGCUGCGUGAGCAGCAGGAGGAGAUGGUGGAGCUGCGUCUGCGUCUAGAGCUGGUGCGGCCUGGCUGGGGGGCCCCUGGCUGCUCGGUACCUCGGCCUCACACAGCCCCCCUGGGAGGUGCCCAUACCCACGUGCUGGGCAUGGUGCCCCCUGCCUGCCUCCUUGGAAAUGAAGUUGGCCCUGAGCAGUGGGGAGAGGUGACAAAUGGCAGGGAGGCUGGAGCUGAGUUGCUAGCCGAGGCGGACAGGCUGGGAAGUGGAUCUUCAGCUGCAUCAGAGGAGGAAGAGGAGGAGGAGGAGGUGCCCAGGAGGACCUUGCACCUGCGCAGAAAUGGGAUCGGCAACUGGAGCCAGAGGGCAGGGGCCCGCCCAGGGAGUCCACUGGAUAGGAAGGGCCCAGAGCUUCGCCUUGAAGAGAUGGAUGCAGCCAUCCCAGUGCCCAGAGUGGUUGGUGGGAGCAAGUCCUCACCUCAGAUCCGCCAGGCCCCUGCUGCCAUGGCCUCUGAGUGGCGGCUUGCCCAGGCCCAGCAGAAGAUCCGGGAGCUGGCCAUUAACAUCCGCAUGAAGGAGGAGCUUAUUGGCGAGCUGGUCCGCACAGGGAAGGCGGCCCAGGCCCUGAACCGCCAGCACAGCCAGCGCAUCCGAGAUCUGGAGCAGGAGGCGGAGCAUGUGCGGGCGGAGCUGAGCGAAGGCCAGAGGCAGCUGCGGGAGCUUGAGGGCAAGGAGCCCCAGGAUGCCGGCGAGCGGUCCCGGCUGCAGGAGUUCCGCAAGAGGGUCGCUGUGGCCCAGAGCCGGGUGCAGGUGCUGAAGGAGAAGAAGCAGGUGACAGAGCGGCUGGCGUCACUGUCAGCCCAGAGUGAGAAGCGGCUGCAGGAACUUGAGAGGAAUGUGCAGCUUAUGCGGCAGCAGCAGGGGCAGCUGCAGCGGCGGCUUCGCGAGGAGACAGAGCAGAAGCGGCGCCUGGAGAUGGAGAUGAACAAGCGGCAGCACCGCGUCAAGGAGCUGGAGCUGAAGCAUGAGCAGCAGCAGAAGAUCCUGAAGAUCAAGACAGAAGAGAUCGCAGCGUUCCAGAGGAAGAGGCGCAGCGGUAGCAAUGGCUCUGUGGUCAGCUUGGAGCAGCAGCAGAAGAUUGAGGAGCAGAAGAAGUGGCUGGAUCAGGAGAUGGAGAAGGUCCUGCAGCAGCGCCGGGCACUGGAGGAGCUGGGGGAGGAGCUCCACAAGCGGGAGGCCAUCCUGGCCAAGAAGGAGGCCCUGAUGCAGGAGAAGACAGGGCUGGAGAGCAAGCGCCUGAGGUCCAGCCAGGUGAGGCCCUGCCAGGCCCUCAACGAGGACAUCGUGCGAGUGUCCAGCAGGCUGGAGCACCUGGAGAAGGAGCUGUCAGAGAAGAGUGGGCAGCUGCGGCAGGGCAGUGCCCAGAGCCAGCAGCAGAUCCGUGGGGAGAUUGACAGCCUGCGCCAGGAGAAGGACUUGCUGCUGAAGCAGCGCCUGGAGAUCGACAGCAAGCUGAGGCAGGGCAGCCUGCUGUCGCCCGAGGAGGAGCGGACGCUGUUCCAGUUGGAUGAGGCCAUCGAGGCUCUGGAUGCCGCCAUCGAGUACAAGAAUGAGGCUAUCACGUGCCGCCAGCGGGUGCUGCGGGCCUCGGCCUCGUUGCUGUCCCAGUGCGAGAUGAACCUCAUGGCCAAGCUCAGCUACCUCUCAUCCUCAGAGACCAGAGCCCUUCUCUGCAAGUAUUUUGACAAGGUGGUGACACUCCGAGAGGAGCAGCACCAGCAGCAGAUUGCCUUCUCGGAGCUGGAGAUGCAGCUGGAGGAGCAGCAGAGGUUGGUGUACUGGCUGGAGGUGGCCCUGGAGCGGCAGCGCCUGGAGAUGGACCGCCAGCUGACCCUGCAGCAGAAGGAGCAUGAGCAGAACAUCCAGCUGCUCCUCCAGCAGAGCCGAGACCACCUUGGCGAGGGGUUGGCAGACAGCAAGAGGCAGUAUGAGGCCCGGAUCCAAGCUCUGGAGAAGGAACUGGGCCGCCACAUGUGGAUAAACCAGGAACUAAAACAGAAGUUCAGCAGUGUGAAUGCUGUGGGCCAGAGCAAAGUGACAGGUGGGGAGAAGAAGAGCCUCUGCCUGGAGAAUAAACAAGUCUCUAGAGAUGAAGAUGAGCCCCACCCAGUGUCUGAGCUUCUCUGGCAGCCCCCACUCACUGAGGGGGCCCCCCGUGCCCGCGAGGAGACACGGGACUUGGUCCGUGCUCCGUUACCCUUGACGUGGAAACGCUCAAGCCUGUGCGGCGAGGAGCAGGCCUCCCCUGAGGAGCUGAGGCAGCGGGACGCAGCGGAGCCCCUGGUGGGGCGGGUGCUGCCUGUGGGGGAGGUGGGCCUGCCCUGGACCUUUGGGUCUUUGCCCAAGCCCCGUCGGGAACUACGAAGAGCAAGCCCAGGGAUGAUUGAUGUCCGGAAAAACCCCCUGUAGGCCCUUGGGGCAGACCCUGACUUGGAGGGAGAGUUUGAUCCUGCUGAAAGGUGCGGUUGUCUACAUUUUGCUUCUGUGGAUAGUCCUGACCUUACACCCUAAAUCCAGGUCCUCUUCUUUACACUAAUUGGCAUCAACAAAUUUUGGCCACAGCCCAAAAGAACUGGACUCUUGUUUUAAAAAAUAUGUAAAUUCCUACCAUUCACUUCCUUUAAGCUGCAGUACCUGGUUGUCACCUUCUGGCUUGCUUAAGUUUCAGGACAAUUCUGGUUUCAAACAAGUUUACAAGUGUACUUCAAAAAGUUCGUGCAAAAAUAGAUAGAUAAUAUGAAUCUUUCCGUGAACUUUUUGAGGUAUGCUUAUAUGUUCCCAUAGUUCUGGGGUUCAGUCAAGGCUUGUUACAAAAUGAUCAGUGGCAAGAGGGUUGUGGUUUAAAUGGUGUUAUGUUUAUAAGGGGAACUGGGAGAC